UCUCCGUCUGUUUUAAAAACUUGUAUCUGCUUGGCAGAGUAGAGCACACUGUCUAGUUUAGUAAGUAACCUCUCCCUGUGUUUAGCUUUCAGACUCUGACUGCGGCUAGGCUAGCCUUGGCGUCCCCAGACUUCUAUGAGCGUAGCGUAGCAGAGCAGGCUCCUCUCACUCUCUGUCUCUCCGUCUGUUUUAAAACUUGCAUCUGCUUGGCAGAGUAGAGCACACUGUCCUACAUCUGUCUUGGGAGAGGGAAGAAAUUACUUGGCCUUGCACCGUACAGACAGCCUGCCUGCGAACCUCCGACUAGCCUGACUUUCUCCUGAGCCUCUAUGGAGCGCUGGGUUCUCUUCUCUCUAUUGCUCCUGGUCUCCCUGUAUUUGGAGGUGUCUGGAGCUGAAGCUGGGGCCCAGGACCAGAGAGUGCUGACUGGCCAGGGGAGGAGGAGGAGGAGAGGGCCAUGGGAACCAGGGGGCCCGGAGUUCAACCAGCCCCAGCGAGGAGAGCUAGAAUGGGGGAAGAGGAGGAAGGCAGGAGGGCCUGGGCAGGGGAGAGCCAGGGGGAACAGGGACAACCAGCGAUCUCAAACCCCUCUGGGUCUGACGAGGCUGGGGAGCCUUCCAGCCAACGCCGGAGGAGACGAUGGAGCGUCUAUUUUCAUUGAGUCAUACAAGAGUGUUGACGAGAGACAGACUAACUACAAUGUCAUCCCGGGUAAAAAGGGCCAGUGUGUGUACCAGGGCAUCACCAUGUUUGAGCAGGCCGUCUGGUCCCCCAAACCGUGUGUUACCUGUCUGUGUAGCGGAGGGGAGGUGCUGUGUGACGAGGUCACAUGUCCUCCUCAUCGAUGUCACUUCCCCUACACCCCCUCUGGCGAGUGCUGUCCUGUCUGUAUGGACACAGCUUCCCGUGGUGAUGUCCUUGACUUCUCUGGCGAUUCCCCAGUAGCCAAUGACCCAGACUCUGUGACCCCUGACCUUGACCCAAUCCUUGACCCCGUGGUGACCCGCACCAAGGCCGAGAUUGAGCUCCUGAAUAGAGAGGAGGAGCAGCGCCUCCUCGAGAAGGAAAAGAGGAGGAAGAAACAGAAGGAGGAGGCGGAUAGACAGCGGCGGCGGCAGGAGGAGAAGAGGCGGCGGCAGGAGGAGAAGAGGAGGCAGGAGGAGGAGAGGCUGCAAAUGGAGAAGGAAGAGAGAAGGCAGGAAGAGGCAAGGAGACUAAAGGAGGAGGUGGCCAUGAAGGAGCGGGAGAGGAAGCUGGAGGAGGAGAGGAGAAGACAUGAGGAGGAGCUAAAGGAGAAACUGAGGGAACUAGCAGAGCUGGAAGAGGAAGAAGAAGAAGAGGAGGACGAAGAGGAGGAGAUGGAGUGGCUGCUGAGAGGAGAUGUUUUCCAAAUGUUUCCAGAUGAGCCGACCGAAGAGGACCUCCUUCCUCCUCCCCUAGCCAAGCCCACUGACAGAGAAGAGGAGGAUGGAAAAGAGGUGGUGGUACAUAGACCUGGGAUCACCCUCCCGCUAGGUUGUGAUAUCUCUGAUGUCACUGUGACGUGUGAGAACGCUAAACUGACCAACUUCCCUCCUCUCAACAUCCCUGAGCUCAAGUCCCUAAGUCUGGAGGGUAACUCCAUCACAACCAUCCCAGUGGGGGCGUUCAACGGCAUCCCCAACCUGGAGUCCAUCAACCUGGGAAAGAAUAAGUUGACAACUGCUGGAAUCGCCCCACACACCUUCAAAGGCCUGAAGUUCCUGAGCCGUCUUUACCUGGACAACAACCUCCUAGAGACGGUCCUACCAGACUUUCCAUCAACACUACAGGAGCUGAAGAUCAACGAGAAUCACCUCAAAGGGAUCGAAGAGAACAGCUUCCAAGGUCUGAGCGACCUGUUGACCUUGGAGUUGGAGGGGAAUCUCCUGAGUGAAGGCAACGUGGAUCCUCUAGCUUUCAGACCCCUCUCCCAGCUCUCCUACCUCCGUCUGGGCAGAAACCACUUCAGGACCGUCCCCCAGGGCUUGCCCCCAUCUCUACUGGAGGUUUAUCUUGAGAACAACCUGAUAGAAGAGAUAUCUGACUCUGUCUUCAACCAAACCACUAACCUGAACGUGAUCUCACUGAGACACAACAGACUGGAGGAGUCCAGGAUUGCACCUCUAGCAUGGAUCAACCACAAGAACCUGGAGUCCAUUGACCUGUCCUACAACCGUCUGUACCUGGUCCCAUCCUACCUGCCCAGAGCUCUGGUCCACCUGGUCUUGGUAGGGAACCAGAUUGAGAGGAUCCCAGGGUUUGUGUUUGCCCACAUGGAGCCGGGCAUAGAGUACCUGUACCUGUCCCACAACAAGCUGGAUGGGGAGGGAGUGGAGCCACAGUCCUUCUUGGGCACCUAUACCUCCAUGACAGAGCUGUGUUUAGACCACAACCAGCUGAUAACGGUUCCCCUUGGUAUCAACCAGAUGAGCACUCUGCACUUCCUGCGCCUCAAUAACAACAACAUUAGGACGUUUGCAGAGGACGCUUUCUGUGACCCCGAGAACGACGAGGACGCUAACAUAUUGACGCUGCGUCUGGAGAACAACUACAUCGACCCCAGGAAGAUCUCUUCCUCCGCCUUCUCCUGCGUACGCUCCUACUCCAGCAUCGUCUUGAAACCUCAGUGGACCAAGUAACAUGCAACUACAUCGACCCCAGGAAGAUCUCUUCCUCCGCCUUCUCCUGCGUACGUUCCUACUCCAGCAUCGUCUUGAAACCUCAGUGGACCAAGUAACAUGCAACUACAUCGACCCCAGGAAGAUCUCUUCCUCCGCCUUCUCCUGCGUACGCUCCUACUCCAGCAUCGUCUUGAAACCUCAGUAGACCAAGUAACAUGCAACUACAUCGACCCCAGGAAAAUCUCUUCCUCCGCCUUCUCCUGCGUACGCUCCUACUCCAGCAUCGUCUUGAAACCUCAGUGGACCAAGUAACAUGCAACUACAUCGACCCCAGGAAGAUCUCUUCCUCCGCCUUCUCCUGCGUACGCUCCUACUCCAGCAUCGUCUUGAAACCUCAGUGGACCAAGUAACAUGCAACUACAUCGACCCCAGGAAGAUCUCUUCCUCCGCCUUCUCCUGCGUACGCUCCUACUCCAGCAUCGUCUUGAAACCUCAGUGGACCAAGUAACGUGCAACUACAUCGACCCCAGGAAGAUCUCUUCCUCCGCCUUCUCCUGCGUACGCUCCUACUCCAGCAUCGUCUUGAAACCUCAGUGGACCAAGUAACAUGCAACUACAUCGACCCCAGGAAGAUCUCUUCCUCCGCCUUCUCCUGCGUACGUUCCUACUCCAGCAUCGUCUUGAAACCUCAGUGGACCAUGUAACAAGCGUCUUUUUACCACUAAAAUUCCAGUAAAAUGUAACUAAAUCACCAGCUGUGUUGAAACCUCAGUGGAUGAAGUCACAUGCUUCUAACAUUAACAACAUAACAUAACAUAACAAGCAUACCCCUUAGCACCUUCUCUUUAGGCACUCCUGUAGAUCUGAAAGGUGUAAACAAUAUGGCUACAUUUCCACACAGCCAAUCAGAAGGCAAGAUCACGUAAUUACCAUAUUGUUUCAGCCAAUUACAAAGGAAGAAUUAAAUGACGAUGAUCCUCUCAGAUCGAGAGGAAAUGCCUGGAAGUCCACGUGGAAUUCAGCCUGUGUAUUCUGUCUGUUAUUCUAGUAAAAACCAAAAGAAACUGUCACUGGCCGUGUCCCGAAAUCUGUCAAGUACGGGUUGUUACAGUAUAUCAAGAAAAUGUCCCUAAAUCAGCAGCCUCCGACGGUGUCUCAAUAUUACUGAGUGAUGCGUACAACCUGCGACGCAUGUUAAUGUACUGUUAAGGUCUGUGGGAAACAUUCUGCUAGGUAAACACACUGUAUGUACCUUCCAUUUCUCAGUGUUUUAUUCAUCUUUAUUAAACUGGUUGUUGUUUUUUUUA
Messenger RNA from Oncorhynchus mykiss (rainbow trout), 3949 nucleotides. The record is from RefSeq and is a predicted model, not a curated record. NCBI's taxonomy places the organism in Eukaryota, Metazoa, Chordata, Actinopteri, Salmoniformes, Salmonidae.